This is a messenger RNA of Pediculus humanus corporis (human body louse), 528 nucleotides long. RefSeq names its product 60S ribosomal protein L24, putative. NCBI's taxonomy places the organism in Eukaryota, Metazoa, Arthropoda, Insecta, Psocodea, Pediculidae. Gene Ontology annotation, biological process: ribosomal large subunit biogenesis. The record is from RefSeq and is a predicted model, not a curated record. The transcript is spliced from 3 exons. The coding region runs from base 1 to 528 and encodes 175 amino acids. Gene Ontology annotation, cellular component: nucleolus.
AUGCGUAUUGAAACUUGUUAUUUUUGUUCGUCCAGAAUUUAUCCUGGACAUGGAAUUCAAUUUGUAAGAAACGAUUCUAAGAUAUUUAAAUUUUGUCGAAGUAAAUGUCAUAAUGCUUUUAAACGAAAGAAAAACCCAAGAAAAACAAGAUGGACGAAAGCAUACAGAAAAACAUGUGGAAAAGAAUUGACUGUAGAUUCAUCUUUUGAAUUUGAAAAAAAGAGAAACAUACCUAUUAAAUAUGACAGGGAACUGUGGUCGAAAACUGUUGAAAUAAUGAAAAAGGUUGAAGAAAUUAAACAAAAAAGACAAAAUAAUCAUAUUAUGAAUAGGUUGAGAAAGGCUAUUGAACUGGAAAAAUCUAGGGAUAUUAAAGAAGUUAAAAAUAAUAUUGUUAUGAUCAAAUCCCCUGCAGCCACAUUAAAGAAUAAGGCAAUAGAAAAGGCAGUUGUCGAAGAAAUACAUGAAUCAGAUGUUGAAAUGCAAGAUGAUGAAGAAAGUCCAAUGAUGAUUGAUGUAAAAAGUUGA